CAGCAGCCGCGCCGUUCGUCACCCCGCAUUUAUUUCCCGAAUCGGGGCCGCCGCUCCGCCAGGGGGCGCUCUCGCCGUGCGCCCGCUCUCCCACUGCGGCUGCGCAGGGCCGCCCCCUCGGGGAAGCGGCGUCUGAGCGCAGUACGGCGGAGAUGGAGCUGGCGGACGGCGGGCGCGUGGUGCUGUGCGUGCUGUGCGGGCUGCCGGCCGCCGGCAAGUCUACGCUGGCCCGCGCUCUGCGCCGCCAGCUGCCGCUCCGCCAGGGCUGGGACUGCGCGCUGCUCGUCUACGACGACCUCAUCCCGGAGGAGGCCUGGGGGCGGGGCGAGCCUCCGCACGGGGAGCCCCCAUUGGACUCCGCCUGGAAGCGGCGGCGGCGGGAAUUGCUGCGGCUCCUGGAGCGCUUCCUGCGGGCGCUGCGCUCCGGCCCCGCCCCGCCCGGCCCCGCCCCGCCCGGCUGGAGCCGCUUCCUGAGCUGCUGCGCCGAGCAGGGGCUGCGCCCGGGGCGGGACGGCGGCGGUCCCCGCGUCCGCCCGCUGUGCAUCGUCCUGGAUGACAACUUCUACUACCGCAGCAUGCGAUACGAGGUGUUCCAGCUGGCUCGCGAGUAUUCCCUGGGCUUCUGCCAGCUCUUCCUGGAAUGCCCCCUGGAGCUGUGCCUGCAGAGGAACCGCCUGCGGGGCAGCCCGGUGCCCGAGGGGACCAUCUGCCGUAUGGCACAGAGAGUGGAGCUGCCAGAGCCUGAGAAAAACCCCUGGGAGCAGAACAGCCUCAUCCUGAGCUGCUCUGCGUGCACCCCAGAGGAGCAGUGUGAUGCCGGGCUGAUGGAGGCUUUCCAUGUGCAGAUAAUUAACUUGCUGGGUGCUGCGUUGGAAAAUCCCGUGAAGCAAAACAGGGAAAACACUGAGCAGAAGGAAGCGGAUCGAGCGAUCUGUGCAGCCAGCACUGUCCAUCAAGCUGAUCAGACAUGCAGACGAAUCAUCUCUCAAACCAUGAAGGAGGCAAAAGAUAAGAACGUGCUCCCAAGUGAGCUGAAAAGCCUGGCAGAAGAACUCAACAAACUCAAAGCAGAAUUUUUGGAAGAUCUGCGGCAAGGAAGUCAUGUGGAAAAUGAAUCUGGCCAACAAAAUCCUACCACUGACCCUGCUACCAGUGUGCUUUCUUCAUUCCAACUUGAGGCAACCAAUGUAAUUAAUAAAUACAUUUUAAAGUAAUAAUAUAGAGAAUGUUGGAUUGCUCUGAAGAGUAAAGAGCAUUAAAAAUGUAACACUGUUUUAGCAGUGCUGCUGAAAAUAUCUGAGAGUGACAGCUUCCUUCUCUGGAGGGCUCAAUCACCUCUAACUCCUGCUCCUGGUUUAUGGAACAGGGAUGCUGUAUAGCACAGCAGCCUGGGAGGAAUGCCUGGAAGUCAUCAAGUUCCACUUCCCUCUUGCUGUGGGACCAACAUCAGGCUGGCCUGGCUUUCCCAGAACCUUAUCCAGCUGAGGUUUUGAAGAGCACCUUGAAUGGCAGCCUGCUCAGCUCUGCUCCCAACAGGUAGCUGAGCAUUUCCACAGCUCUUUUGUGCCUGACAAGAUGUAAGAGCAAUAAGUGAGAUGGCAUAUAGCGCGUUAAGUGGUACGUUGACAACAAAUGAACUGCAGCAUCCAAAGCUAGGAUAUAGAGACAGUUAUGCUCCAUUCAAGUACUGCCUCAUUUUCCCAAGUCCAAUUUUUAGAUCAGGCUAUUGGCCUCCCUACAGCAACUCUGUAAAGGAAAAGAUUUGAAACACCUUAAACUGAGAUUCAGAGCUGCAGACACACAUGGAUGCAGGUAGGAAUAACUUGGAUGUCCAAAGGAGCUGAAAGGUUGGUGCUGCCUUCAAAGCUGCUACAAGAUACUCAUUUAGCUUCCGUGCAUAGGGACAUCCAGCUUAGGGUGAUGAAAAGUUUGAUCUCACCUUCCAUACCUUGCUUAAAACACACCUAGGCAUGAGCAGUUCACCAGCUGAUCCACGUGCAAUUGAAAGAUGAAUCACUGUAAGGCUUAAUUAGAAAGUAUUAUUUUAUUCUUACCUUACAAAAGCAAAGCUCCACAACAUGAACUACACUAGAUAUAGUCGAGUUAUUUCAGAAUUAACCCUGUCUUCUGAGAACAUCCACUACACAGUAAAAUUUAGUUUACAGUUCUAAUGGAUUUCAUUUUUGCAUACAAAAUAUGCUCUUUACAUUGAAAUACGUAUUAUUAACAAAGCAGGUACUUAGAAGCACAUACACAAAGAUUGCUCAAUGAAAAAUGCUUCAGCAGGGUAUAUAUUUUCCUGCACCAAAACAUCCAUUUGCUGUAGAUUUUCAAAGAAGCUGAAAAUUAAUAGAAAACUUGCCAGUGAAAACUUCUAAAUUACAUUCCCAUCGUCCAAAGAAACAAAAAGCAAACAAGCAAACCUCCAAAACAUCCUGGAACAGAAAUACAACAGAUCAUUUUGCUAGGAAACAAUGGCACGCAUCUUUAUGUUAAAAUGCCAAUUAAAGUUUGAUGUCAAAAUUAACUUUAUCUAAACACUGUAUCUGUGACAAACCAACUAUUACUACUCUCUGUUAGCUGUUUUACAGUUGGCUUAAGUGUUAACUGAGAUGAUCUACCAAGAUCUUCACGCUCGCUGGAAAACCUCUCAAAGUACUGAGUCUGUAUGAAGAGUGCUAAUAAAUAAUGCAUGUUCAAAUUAUCAACAAAUCUGUAAAAUAAUCUAUCACAAUACAAAUAAACAAAAGAAAACCAUUAACUUAAUGUUUUGCAACUACAGAAGUUACCGGAGUCAAGGUAUGGGGAAAAAAAUAGAUCAGCUCAUUCCCAAACUUCCCUGUGAAUACGAGGUAAGAUGCUCAUUACCAACUUGCAAUACAAAGGUUUGUUUUCAUAAAGAAAAGCCAGUGCAGUGCAGCACAUGGAGAAGCCAAUGUGGAAAGGCCCACUAACCAAGGUCUUGAUCCCAUGGUUCCUUAAGGGAAUCCCUCGCUGACUGAAUGAGUAAGGCCUGCUCGUGCAUGGCAAUUGUCAGGAUCAUCAUCCAUUUUCCAGUAUUAGUUCUGUUCUUUAAAUUAUAGUAAACAAUAUGUACAACAAAACCAACAGGAAAACACACCUUCCAAAUCUACUCAGUAGUCAGAAGGAGCUAGUUAUAGUCAGGGAACUGUUUGGCACAACAGAACACAGUAUUACAUAGGGCCCCUUUCAGUAAGGUCACGCAGGCUCCCUCUUGCUACCAGCUACUUCUCAUAGUGACUUUACUGCUCUACCUAAAAUUACAUGCAGGGGAAUUAUGGUUCAGAAGUCAUUGCAUUAGACAGGAAGACCGUGCUGCUUAUAGGCACUGCUGAAGAAAGUCAGAAUGGAUUAAAAACAUAAAGAACAAAACCCAAUCACAGCAAUCCCUCUGGUAUCAAAGACUGGAGCCACAAACGAAAUUCAGCUGCUGUAACCUACGUAACUCACAGCUGGAGGGUAUUCCUUACAGCAGUGCCAUCUGGGAAGUCUCCUUGCAGCAGCCAGAGCCUAGAAAAUUAAAGUCUGCACCACGUAUCAAAAGGUAAGAAAAAGGACCUUUGUAAUUGUAAUGGUCUUUAAUAUUUGUGCUUCUAAUACUGUAUAAUUUAACCACCUCUGUGUGUCACCUUGGUACUGUUCUUUGACUGGAAAGGCCGUGUCACACAUCCUGUACAGGAGCAAUACCUUCCAUGUAGAUUUCAGUUCAGUCAACUUCACCAUAACCUUUAAAAUACAAAAGGACACACAGGAGGGUGGUUCCUGGUCCUCUGCAUUCAGUUCAUGCAAAGAGCUGCUGUUUUGCUUCUGAAAUUUUCAAUUGUAAAGUGAGAAAGGGAUAUCAGAGGAUUAUAAUGAGUGCCAUAAGAAAAAUAGAAAUCAUAUUCUCAGUUAUACCAACUCACUAAAAUGCAUUUGAAACCAAGCCUGAAACGAAAACAGUAGAUGAAUUAGGUAAGUGUAUUAAAUUCCUAAAUUUCUAAUUCAUUCAAGUGAAAAUCAUCUCUAGUGCCAAAAUUUUCAGGUUCUUUUUCCCUGCAUAUUCUUCUUAAACAUAAGUCCUUGUAAGCUUUAGCUCCCAUGGCAAUACAGAUCUGAAUAACCAAACACUCGCUAUUCAGAUUGCAGACACUGAUUUCCAGAACAGGAACAAAAUCUUCCUACUUUUGACAAAAUAUUUUCUGCCAUAUUUCGCUGAUAGGAAAGGGGGAGUACAUAUAAAGGAAGCUUUAAUUUAUCUCCAGUAAGACAAACUAAGGUAAAAGUGCAUGUCUAAGUACGGUAAGAGUAAUGGUUCUUCAAUUUUUGAAGCAUUACAAAUUCCUGUGUAACAUAUCAAGAGCUUUUAUUAGUUCUAUUAGGAUGUUUCAUAUAAAUUCCUAUUAAAGUGCCUGUCCAUUAGUCUAGGUGCUUCUAAAGUAACAUGUAAAGGAUUAAAUAAACAUGUGCAAUGGACUUCAUGUACAUCUUUGUGUACGUAUGCUAUUAAUCACAAUGAAUUAAAUGUAGCCAGCCAGUGCUUCUUUGCCUGCCUGCUACAUGAAUACUUAAAAAAAACCCAACAAAACAAACCCAACCCCACCACAAACACACCCUCAGCUCUUCUCCGUGCUUCCAGCACAACAAAUGUUGGGGAUGGAUGCCAGACAAACUGACUUCCAAGUUAGCCAAAGCUUACAAUACAUGUGAUUACACAGCUUUCAAACAGAAAGGCAACCUACCAGCUGUCGCUUGGCCCAAGAUAAAACUGAGUAUUAGAUAGUUUUAGCUCAUAAACCUCUUGUUUCUAUUAGAACUUCCAUCAGCCAGACAGAAGUCUAGUUGUGCAAAUUUUAAAGAUGCGUACAAAUUGAUUUAAGGCAGUUAACACUGGUCUGUGCUAGUACUACAAGAAUUGCCUCCUUUUAACAUGGAUACAAUUUUGCUAGGUGUACUUUGCAGUUUCAAAUAAGGUGUCAAGUUUAUUCCUUCUUUUUACAAGCAGUGAAUGAUUGGCUCUUAACUUUAUUUCCCUACCAGAGUUUCACUCACAAUAACCUUUUAUCUUCUAGCUUCAUGGUGAAUUUUAACAAUAAUAGUUAAAUUAGUGUUUUGAGUUUGGGUCAUAUUAAGCAAAAACAUAUUAAUCUCAUCAGAUUAAAGUGAGCUUUAAAAUCAAAUUCAAUUUGUAUGUGAAAGUUGCUUCUGUUUGUGUUUUGACAGUAGCUAUGUUUUUAAGGAUAAGUCUCCAAAGCAACCACAUCUGUCUCUGCAGUAACCUUUCACAGUUUAUGCUUAACAUAUUUUAUCCUAUCUAACAAAUCUGAUGAUUGUAUUCUACAUGUCAGCACUCUGUUUCUACAUCUGUAAUGUUCAUGGGGAUUUUAAGAGCAGGCAACUGAAAUUUUGCAAGCAAAACAUCUUACUAAAUUCCAAUUUUUAUAAUACUUUCAGUGGGUUGAUUUCUCUUUUUUUUUUUCCUCCUUUUAAAGGCUACAUAUAAAACAACCACCACAUCUUAUACAAAAUUUCCCUGGCAAGUUUCAUGACAACAUAGAAAUAAAUUUGCCUCCUUUGUCCUAUAGUUUAACGCAAAUUUUCCUUAUGGGAAUGUGCAAGCUUUCCUUCAGGAAGUAUGAAAAA
This is a messenger RNA of Phasianus colchicus (ring-necked pheasant), 5643 nucleotides long. It is a transcript of the gene PSTK, whose product is annotated as phosphoseryl-tRNA kinase. Gene Ontology annotation, molecular function: tRNA binding; kinase activity. The record is from RefSeq and is a predicted model, not a curated record. Lineage: Eukaryota; Metazoa; Chordata; Aves; Galliformes; Phasianidae.